This is a messenger RNA of Dermacentor silvarum, 501 nucleotides long. RefSeq lists its product as uncharacterized. Bases 1 to 501 code for a protein of 166 amino acids. The record is from RefSeq and is a predicted model, not a curated record. The transcript has a single exon. Lineage: Eukaryota; Metazoa; Arthropoda; Arachnida; Ixodida; Ixodidae.
AUGAUAGGCAGCGAUCGCCGGGGCAGCGUGGGCAAUGGUGGCCACAGCUGGGGCGUGGUGGACUGUGGUAGUGGCAACAGCUGGAACAGCGUGGACGGCAGCGACAGCUGGGGCAGCGGCGUACGUGGCCACUGGAGCGGCAACAGCGGUGGCGACUGGGACAGCGUGGGCAACAGUGGCGACACGGGUCACAGCUGGAGCAACAGCGUAGGAGGCGACGGCUGGGGCAGCAACUGCGGUGGCGACUGGCGCGUGGGCCACAGUGGCGAAAGCUGGAGCAGCAGCGUAAGUGGUGGAAACCUUAGUCACGGCUGCAGCAGCGGCGAAGGUGGCAACUGGGGCAGCGUGGGCAACGGUGGCCACGGCUGGAGCAGCGGCCAGGCCAACGCCAUAGCCGGCGGUGCCGACGAAACCAGCGAAAGCACUGGUGGCCAGAGCCAGAACAAUGCAGGCACGGAUCUGGAUAGGAAGAAUGUCUCAAAGCGUUGGCAAGGAACAUAG